Molecule: messenger RNA, 3806 nt
Organism: Fundulus heteroclitus (mummichog)
Lineage: Eukaryota; Metazoa; Chordata; Actinopteri; Cyprinodontiformes; Fundulidae
Gene: rnf10
Product: ring finger protein 10
Exons: 17
Coding region: 401-2782 (793 amino acids)
Biological process (GO): positive regulation of transcription by RNA polymerase II; positive regulation of myelination
Molecular function (GO): transcription cis-regulatory region binding; metal ion binding
Source: RefSeq, a predicted model, not a curated record
AACAUCCGGGUCUCUCAGGUUCCUAUCUGGCGACCCGUCGCCAUUAGACCACGCUCCUUGUGACGGACCUCGUUUUUAGGCGAAAAAUCCCACAUUGGGUCGUUUUCCAGGUUCUGGGAAACAUCUAGCGCCUCGUUAAGGGCCCGCUGUUCUCCUUAACGAGCAGAACCGCGGGAUUCAGAGGGGGUUUUGGCCCCGUUUUGGCGAGCUUUCGUCCUCUCCUCUGCCAGCCUCCACGACUCGAGACGCCAUCACCGUGUCUCUGUAUUUCUCUCUGGUUUGUUUGGUAGUCAAGAUGUCGCCGUGAUGGGGUCUCCGCGUUUGACAGAAAUGAAUCAGGGCCUUCGCCGCCUGACCCGCGCACACCGCACGCCGUUUUUGUCCUCCGUUUCCCCGUUUGAUGCUAGAGAGCUCGGCGGCUCUCUGCCAGAAGCUCGGCCCGAUCAGCGCUCACUGCACGGAGACAAACAUGGAGAAAAACCCCAGCAGCAGCACCAGCACCAAGGUUCCGCCCCGGUCCAGCUCCACAGGCCCGCCGCCGGGAGAGUCUAAACCCAAAACAGAUGGUAAAAACAAUGGGGCCUCGAAGCGCUUCAACCGGAAGCGUGAGCCCUCCUUUCCCAAAGCUGAAAGUUUCCCCGGCCCUCGCCGCACCAAUUCACAGAAAAGCAAGAAUUUCGACAAGAGACCCCCUCAGAGAGGCGGAGGCCGACAGUAUGGACUCCCGGGCGGAGGACGACGCGAGGAGGUAGCAGAGACCCGCCGGGCCGAGUUUAGCCCGGCUCAGUUUGCUGGACCCAAGAAAAUCAGCCUGAACCACCUGCUGAACUUCACCUUCGAGCCGCGCGGCGGUAACGACGGCGUCGGAGACGGCGGCCACUCCUACUGGGGCCGCAGAAACAAGUGGGGCCACAAGAACAAGCCCUUCAACAAGGAGCUCUUUCUGCAGGCCAACUGCCAGUUUGUGGUGACUGACGACCAGGACUACAAGGCUCACUUCACUGACCCGGACACUCUGGUCAACUGGGACUGUGUGCAGCAGGUGCGCAUCUAUAGCCACGAGGUGCCGUCCUGCCCCAUCUGCCUCUAUCCCCCCGUGGCGGCUCGCAUCACGCGCUGUGGACACAUCUUCUGCUGGCCCUGCAUGCUCCACUACCUGUCUCUCAGUGACAAGAGCUGGUCCAAGUGCCCCAUCUGCUACGAGGCCGUGCACACCGCUGACCUGAAGAGUGUGGUUGCCAUGGAGACCAAGCAGUAUUUGGUCGGGGACGUGAUCACCAUGCGCCUGAUGCGCAGAGAAAAGGGGGCUCUGGUGGCUAUGCCGAGCUCGCAGUGGGUGAAGGUGGAGGAGCCGGUUCGCUUUGGAGAUGCUUCUCUGAGUCCGUUCUCCAAGCUGCUGCUGACCUCCACAGCGCAGGUCCUGGACUUGGUCACAGAGGAGAGGGGCAUCCUGCAGGCCCAGCUGAGCCAGGAGGAGGAGUCCCAGGGCUGCUUCAUCCAGAGCGCCCUCUGCCUUUUACAGGAGCAGGAGGAGACACUGCUGAGGCAGCAGGUGGCGAGCGCAGACAACCCCGACCUGUCCUCGCUGACUCUCAAAGUCCCUCCUCCGCCCGUGGAGGAGGAGGUGGUCACCCAUACCGUCAGCGCCAAGCCCGUGCUGCAGUACUCCUCAGCCUUCGACGACGAGGUGGCGGAGGCCACAGAGGACGCAGCCGCCGAGCCGCCGGCCGCUCCCGACGCCAUCUUGGAGAGCGUGCUGGAGGAGUCGCCUGAGGCGGUGGCGGGUUCCCCCCCGGAGCCGCGGCUGGAGGAGCAGCGGCUGGAGGAGCAGCUCCUGGUCACCCAGGCGGAGUCCGCCCGCCCCUCUGCUCCUGUGGUGCACGGACCGUAUUACUAUUUCUACCAAGCCGACGACUGCCAGCAGAUGUUCCUGCAUCCCGUGAACGUGCGCUGUCUGCUGCGUGAAUACGGCAGCCUGGAGGUCUGCCCUGACUCCAUCACCGCCACAGUGGUGGAGAUAGUGGGACACACAGUCACUGAGGAGAUCCGGCGCCGGCAUCGCUACCUGGCCCACCUGCCGCUCACGUGUGAAUUCAGCAUCUGUGAGUUAGCCCUGCAGCCGCCGGUGCUGUCCAAAGAAACCCUGGACACCUUUGCAGACGACUUGGAGAAGAGAAAGCGCCUGAGGCAGAAGAAGGCGAGGGAUGAAAAGCGCAGGGAGAAGCGGAUCGAGAUCGAGGAGAACAGGAAGCAGGGUAAAUAUCCAGAGGUGCACAUCGGACUGGAGAACCUCCAUCAUUUUCCAGCGUUCGGCUCUCCUCCUCACCACAGCAGCCCACCAGUCCAACCGGACUUUACUCUGGCCCCCCCGUCCCCCCUCAGCAGCAGCCCCUGCUCUGAUGGGAUGAGGUUCCCAGGUCUGAGUGAGUCCAUGCCUGCCGUGGGCAGCGUGGAGGACGAUUGCCACUGCAUGUCCUUUGCACAGAUGCUGAAGGAUGGGAAAGCCAGAGCUGAAGCCGGGCCCAGGAUCACUCCAAAGAAAGACAAGCUACUUGCCCCCCCAGCUGCAGACAGCGACGGUGAGAGCGACGGGUCGGAUCGUGUUCCCGUGCCCAGCUUCCAGAAUUCCUUCAGCCAGGCCUUUGAGAAGGCUCUUCUGCAGCUGGACAGCGGUCCCGCUUCCCCACCGCGACCCGCGGUAGAACCAGAUGAAAAGGGAGGGAAGAAGAAGAAGAAAAAGCAGAAGCUUCUCUUCAGCACAUCCAUGGUUCACACCAAGUAGACAGAACCGGAGUUCAUAUAAUUUUUUUUUUUUUUUUCUUCCGAUCUUCUGCUUGUGUUUUCUUUCCCCCCCCCUAGACGUGAGGAUCCAUCUUGGAAAUCUAAGCUAUGAAAGUAGGUUUGACCGUGUAGCCAAAGUUCACAUUUCUUCGGACCCCAUCGGUGAAAUACUGCUGAACGUCUUCCCACUAGUUUCAUUGGCAGUCUUUCUUUUUUUUUUUUUUUUUUUCUUGUUUUAACCGAUGUGUCACACUGAAAGCCCUCUGGGUCACCUGCAUUUCUGAUGCUGAGUAAAUGACUUUAACUAACGGCUGUCUCUAACAUUGUUCAAGCUUCAGGCUUUCCAUAACUUCCAUAGUUUCUCACACGUUCCAGUUUAUACCCAGAGUAUUGCGCCUAGGACAUAUUAAGAAAACGGGCAAAGUCAUUGCAAGGUGCGUCAUGCUAGAGUAGCAGUCAGCCAGCUGCGGGUUUGUUGCACCUUUUGCAUUUUUUUUUUUUUUUUUUUUACACCCACCCAGCAUCAUUCUGGAGAUCUACCUUGCAAACAAAUACUUCUUUUUCAGUGUUUCAUGCACAUGACUGCCCGGUUGGAAAAUGUGGGGCUAUUCGCAUUUAGCCGAUGGCCAGACUCAAAAGUUGCAUUUUCUAUCACCGUGGUAAGGACAGGAAAGACAACAGUAUUGAUGACUAGAAAAGCUAAAUUCAGUUCACACGAUAAAGAAUCACCGCUUGUUGGAAGCCAGAACGCGCACUUUUUCAUUCAGUUUGUCCCGCUUAAUUUUCUGAUUGGGAAUGUUUACUUUGACUUCAUCGUUAUCCCCGUUUUUUUAGCGUUUUUGUGUUGAAGAUGUGUGGCGCCGAGGGGAUUGCUGAGAUUGAACCCGUGCUUGUGAAAGCUAAAGAGAAGCGGGUUGGAUAUUUUCGUUUGAGGGUUCUUCACUUCACCUAUAUUUUUGAGCGGGUUUGUGGGGGUAGACGGCAUAAUUAGUAUGUUGUAACAAAUAAAGAUUUAUGCACAAUUA